CCUCCUAUUGAUUUUACAUGUUAAGAGGUCUCUUUGAAGAGCAUAGGUUUGUUCUCUCUCACAUCCUUCCCUCCCCCCUUUUUAUCAUUCCCAGCACAUAGUGUGCAUACGCCCAGCCAGUGUCUGUCUCCCGGCAUUGCUGCUGUCUGACUGUAGUAUAUAAAUAUAUAGCUUAAAUAAUGCUAUAUGCAAUCCUAAAAUCCUGCGAGGACACUCUGGUGCUGAUGAAAUUGUCUGGGAUUUAAUCUGUGUUUGCCCUAGAUUUUCAAACAGGAAACAAAGCCAGCUCUUCCCUUUGUUGUUGUCGCUGAUUCCUAUGGCAAAUGAGACACCCUUUAUCCAAAAGCUGCAACUGAACUACAUGGGGGAAGCAAACACACUUCUGCACUACAGUGGUCUGGCCAGAAGAGAGAAUCACCCUUCCAAAAAGGAGGACUUAACUGUUACUUAGUUUUGAAUGAAUUGCCCCUGCCAGGAAUCUCACCCAAUUUACAUGUCCAUCAAACUGACUUGCACAAAAGUUCACUCAAACCAUAGUGCCUUUCCUGAGUAUCUUGGUUACGUCAGAAGCAACAAUGAUACGAGUUUAUUGGUUUCUCCUUUGGUGGUGGCUGGGAUAGUGAUAGGCCUGGUUCUAUUUCUGUCCUGUGUCACCAUCAUUAUCGGAAGUCUGAGGAAAGAUGGAGGAGUAAGAGACUGGCACCUUGAGGCGGAACCCAGUUAUGAUGGAAUUUCAUAUGCAGCAUCUAUUGGAGACCUGAGAUCUGCCUGCCCUGGGGAUUUAACUCCAACAUUUGGAUUUGGCUCCUACCUGGAGCUUAAUGUUUCCUACCCAGAUGCCCCACCUUGUUAUGAGGACUGUGUUGGGGAAGGAGCGAUGGAACUGUACCCUCCUACGGAUGACCCACCACCCUACUCUUUGGAAAAUCCACAUCUAAGUAAUGAAUUGGCCCUUAGCAUUGGCACAGAAGAUACACCUUGGACAACGCAAGAGAGUUCAGGUCAUCUGCUGCCUACACCAUUGUUGUCCUCUCUCUGGCUCCACUUUGCUCCACCAUACAGAACUAGAAGCAAGAUGAGCGUACACAGUCCUGUAAUAUCAGUGGAUGCAUAAAAGACCCACACUGACCCCUUUGCGAGAUGGAAUGUUUAACUGAAACCAUUACAGUGUUUAUAAAUAUUAAAAAUGUCAAUUUAUUCAAUGCAAAAAAA
This is a messenger RNA of Xenopus tropicalis (tropical clawed frog), 1212 nucleotides long. It is a transcript of the gene bean1, whose product is annotated as brain expressed associated with NEDD4 1. Lineage: Eukaryota; Metazoa; Chordata; Amphibia; Anura; Pipidae. The record is from RefSeq and is a predicted model, not a curated record. The coding region runs from base 458 to 1114 and encodes 218 amino acids. The transcript has 5 exons.